This is a messenger RNA of Aspergillus piperis CBS 112811, 350 nucleotides long. RefSeq lists its product as uncharacterized. Lineage: Eukaryota; Fungi; Ascomycota; Eurotiomycetes; Eurotiales; Aspergillaceae. The record is from RefSeq and is a predicted model, not a curated record. The transcript is spliced from 3 exons. The coding region runs from base 49 to 297 and encodes 82 amino acids.
CGUGCUCCCUCACAUACGAAUCGAAUCCACCCAGAAAAAAAAAACGAAAUGAGACCCUGGACGAACACCAUCGUUGCUCUUCUGUUCAUGGGAGCUGCUGGGGCUACCGGUAUUGGACCUUGCUAUAAUCACGCAGAUCCUCAACACAAUAUCGGCAACUACUGUUAUUGUCAAAGAAACGGUGUCUGUUACUUCGAGGGCAUACAUAACUCGUGCGACCCUCCUGGGAAUGCUAUUCCUGGCGGUUGUCCAAAGAAUAUGAUACGCGGUGGCCUACGCCUGAGAACAGAAGGAUGAGAUGAAAGGGCCGAUUGUAUUUCGCCAUUGUGCCUCCUAGGGAUAAAGUACAG